Messenger RNA from Mycena citricolor, 1539 nucleotides. NCBI's taxonomy places the organism in Eukaryota, Fungi, Basidiomycota, Agaricomycetes, Agaricales, Mycenaceae. The record is from the annotation of a GenBank genome assembly.
AUGUUCCAGUUCCGGGUCAUUGAUGACCAUGUGGGUGAGCUGAGCAAUGACACCACCCGCUUGGAGAGCGAGUCAACCACGAGGAGACAAGAGGAAACGCUUAAGGAGAUCCAAGUAUGUGUAGAGAUCAUGCUGAUUUGGGCUGUAACCUUCUGGACAAACUCCGAGGCUGCAACAGCAAAGGAGAUCUGGUUGAUAAGAGGAUGGCAUGGAGCUGGAAGCCUCUACUACAAUGGUAAAGGGAGCUCCAAGAUUGUAGAGGAUCGCAAUGAUCUCCGCUCAGGAACGACAAUGGCGGCAGAUAAGCUGCAAGACCAUAGUGGCGCUAAAGAUAAGAACUUGUUGCAAAAGAACCCUCCCUCGAGUGCUUGUACAGCACACGAUUCCACGAUUUCGUACCAAUUCCCAUCGUCGUCUGGGAGUCCAUCCCCUCCCCCCAUCGUACCAUCGUCGCCCGAUCUGGCGCAUCAAAACCAACCCGGGCCCUCCGACCCCUACCUCGCCCUCCCACCGCCUGAAGACGAGAUCCCCGACCUUGGCGAGUUACCCUCCGAACAACCACCCUCGCCUCCACCUCACACGCCUGCCCCUACCAUGUCAGGGCAUCACCGCAUCACACUCGCCGCCAACCCCCCCUACUUCGAUGGCGACAAGUCCAAAUACCUGGGCUUUGUGGACGCGUGCACCACUUACAUCGGUGCCUAUCGAUCGGAGUUCUCACAAGAUGAGACCAAAAUCCUCUUUGUCCUCUCCUACCUCCGUAACGAGAACGGCACGAGCUGCGCUGCCUCGAGAUGGGCGAUGAACUGGAAGCAGCACAACUUCGAUGGCUUCCAGGGACUGAAGGCAGGAGUCACAUCAAAGAACUUCCUGGAGGAGUUUCAGAGGGCGUUCGGGGACUCCAAUGCGGAACAAGUCGCCGCUGCUCGGCUUAUGGCCCUGCAUCAAAACAAACGAUCCUUCGCGGACUACAUCUCCGACUUUGAGAUGCUGGCCGCGGAUGCAGGCUACAAUGUGGUUGACACCACCGACGACAAAGGCAAAUACAAGAAGGGGGACCAGGAUAAUAUCCUCAUCGAGUUCCUGGAGCGCGGACUCAGCAGCGAGAUCGCCAGCCGUCUCUACAACACCGGUGUCCCUCUGCCCAAGGCCUAUGGAGCGUUCAAAGCCUGGUGCAUCAACAUCGAAGCCAAUGCUCUGCGUGACCAGCUGCGCAAAGCGUCGUAUGGGCACCCCACACAACGACCACCUCCCCAGUUCCGUCCCCAAACGGCACCAGUGGCGCCCACACCCGCUCCGGCCCGACCCGCUGCCAACGAACCGGUUCCGAUGGAAAUCGAUCGUACCCAUACCCGCGGCCGCAAUAUCAUCUGCUACAACUGUCAGCAGCCCGGGCACAUUGCGCGGAACUGCCCGGAGCCCAAGAAGAAGCGCACGUUCUUCAAUCGGGCCACAAUGCUGGAAGAAAUCGAGAAUGGGGACAAGGACAACGAGUUCCUGAAGGAGAUUGCCGAGAAGCUGCGCGAGAAGGGUUUUUGA